CAGUUUAACGUUAUUAACACAUCAAGACCUUCACGUAUUCUGCGUACCUGCACUGUUGCUCCCCGUUACCUGUAGAUGAUUAAUAUAGUUGAUAAAGGGCUAUGUCAAAAGCUAAGCAGGUAGCGGCCGUUGACCUCAGCCCUGCUCCCAAUCCAGGAGCUCUGAUUUUCCAGAGUACUUGGCAGCGGCGUCGCGUAGCCACAGCCACAGACCGAUCAGUCAUCAUAGGUACGUUACACGGCAAGCGUAAGGCUGGAUCUGCAAGUCAUCACGAACCAGCCAGGUUCGGCUGCUACUUCUGCAGGAAGUGCCGAUCAGCAGAUCAGUCCUGCAUAAAUCAAGCGCCCCGUCGAUGGGUUCCGGCGGAAGCGAACCGCCGGUCCGAGCUAAUGUGCGAUGAUAUGUAUGUCCUAAGUUACAUCUGCGUAUCUUUACUGUAGGAUUUGUGGCUGUGCGGUCUUCUGGCAGUAGAAGCAGACAUACUUAAUUGACA
Aaosphaeria arxii CBS 175.79 is the source of this 493-nucleotide messenger RNA. RefSeq lists its product as uncharacterized. NCBI's taxonomy places the organism in Eukaryota, Fungi, Ascomycota, Dothideomycetes, Pleosporales. The record is from RefSeq and is a predicted model, not a curated record. The transcript has a single exon. The coding region runs from base 102 to 440 and encodes 112 amino acids.